Molecule: messenger RNA, 3502 nt
Organism: Falco peregrinus (peregrine falcon)
Lineage: Eukaryota; Metazoa; Chordata; Aves; Falconiformes; Falconidae
Gene: LOXL3
Product: lysyl oxidase like 3
Exons: 15
Coding region: 448-2865 (805 amino acids)
Biological process (GO): peptidyl-lysine oxidation; inflammatory response
Cellular component (GO): membrane
Molecular function (GO): copper ion binding; protein-lysine 6-oxidase activity
Source: RefSeq, a predicted model, not a curated record
GCCGUGGGCAGGGAGGGCCGGGCUGUCCGGAGAAAGGCGCGGGGCGGCAGCGGGACCCCCCCGCGGCCCUCGGAGCGGCCCCGCAGCGGCGGGGCAGCCCACAAGGUCCCGUCCCGGGGGGCCGGGGCCGGCCCUGGAGCGGAGCCCAGCCGGGGCGGGGGCCCCGGUGGGGCCGGCCCCAUCGCGGGCGGUGGGGCCGCGAGCGGUGGGCCCGUCCUCGCCGGGCCGGCUGCGGGGGCGAGCCGGGGCCGCUCGGCGCAGGGCGGCACGGGCCGGCCCCGGACACUUGGGCACGGCGCGGGGCGGGCCGGGACGGAGAGGGGCGGCACGGCACGGCACGGCUCGGCACGGCUCGGCUCGGCUGGGCUCCGCCGGCACUCGGCUGGACUCUCUCGCUCGGUGCUACUGGAGCUGCGCAGCCCGCAGGGACCAGAGAGCCGUGCUGCCAUGGGAAGCUGCGGCACGUGGGCAUGGCGGGAGCUGCUGGUGCUGCUGAGCAGCGUGUGGCUGUGGGUGGGCAGCGCCCAGCCCACCCUGCCAGGCCCCACGCACACCCCCAGACCCCAGCUGAAGUUUCGCCUGGCUGGCUACCCACGCAAGCACAACGAGGGCCGCGUUGAGGUCUUCUACAAUGAUGAGUGGGGCACCAUCUGCGAUGACGACUUCACGCUGGCUAACGCACAUGUGCUGUGCCGGCACCUCGGCUUUGUGGCUGCCACCGGCUGGGCCCACAGUGCCAAGUAUGGCAAAGGCAUCGGGCGGAUCUGGCUGGACAAUGUGAAUUGUGCUGGAGGUGAGAAGAGCAUAGGGGACUGCAAACACCGGGGCUGGGGGAACAGCGACUGCAGCCAUGAGGAAGAUGCAGGUGUCAUCUGCAAGGAUGAGCGCAUCCCAGGCUUCAAGGACUCCAACGUCAUUGAGACUGAGCAGAGCCACGUGGAGGAGGUCCGGCUGCGGCCGGUGGUGUCUGGGGCCCGGAGGCAGCUGCCGGUGAUGGAGGGCAUUGUGGAGGUGCGCUACAAGGAUGGCUGGGCACAGAUCUGCGAUGAGGGCUGGGACAGCCAGAACAGCCGUGUCGUCUGUGGCAUGAUGGGCUUCCCUGCUGAGAAGAAGGUCAACAGGAACUUCUACAAGCUCUUCACGGAGCGGCAGCAGCUCAACUACCGCCUGCACUCUGUGUCCUGUGUGGGGACGGAGGUGCACCUCUCCAUGUGCACCUUCGAGUUCUACAGGGGCAAUACCUCGGCCGCCUGCAGGGCUGGCAUGCCCGUGGUCGUCAGCUGUGUGCCUGGGCCCCUCUUUGCCACUGGCAAUGCCCACAAGAAGAAGCAGCGCCAACAGCAGCAGGGCCAGCCACGGAUCCGGCUGAAGGGCGGCGCCAAGGUCGGCGAAGGCCGUGUCGAGGUGCUCAAGAGCAGUGAGUGGGGCACGAUCUGUGACGACCGCUGGAACCUGCUGUCAGCCAGCGUAGUGUGCCGUGAGCUGGGCUUCGGCAGCGCCAAGGAGGCCCUCACUGGGGCACGCAUGGGCCAAGGGAUGGGGCCCAUCCACAUGAAUGAGGUGCAGUGUCUCGGCACUGAGAAGUCCCUCUGGAGCUGCCCCUUCAAGAACAUCACGCAGGAGGACUGCAAGCACACGGAGGAUGCGGCCAUCCGCUGCAACAUCCCCUACAUGGGCUACGAGAACCUGAUUCGGCUGAGCGGGGGCCGGAGCCGCUUUGAGGGGCGGGUCGAGGUGGCGGUGAGGGCUGGCGAUGGGGACCAGCCCCGCUGGGGUCUGGUCUGCGGCGAAGGCUGGGGUACGCUGGAGGCGAUGGUGGCCUGUCGCCAGCUGGGUCUGGGAUUCGCUAACCAUGGCUUACAAAUCCGCCUAGCUGGUGGGAGGACGGCGUUUGAGGGCCGCGUGGAGGUGAAGCGAGGCAGUAAGUGGGGCACAGUGUGCAGCGAUGGCUGGACCACCAAGGAGGCGAUGGUGGCCUGUCGUCAGCUCGGCCUGGGCUACUCCCUGCACGCAGUGACGGAGACAUGGUACUGGGAUGCCAGCAACGUGACGGAGAUGGUGCUGAGCGGGGUGAAGUGCGCCGGCCAUGAGAUGUCCCUGAGCCACUGCCAGCACCAUGGCACCAGCCUGAACUGCAGGAACACGGGCACACGCUUUGCCGCAGGUGUCAUCUGCUCUGAGACUGCCUCCGACCUGCUGCUGCAUGCCCCGCUGGUGCAGGAGACAGCGUACAUCGAGGACCGGCCGCUGCACAUGCUGUACUGCGCCGCCGAGGAGAACUGCCUCUCCAGCUCGGCCCGCCUGGCCAACUGGCCCUAUGGGCACCGUCGCCUGCUCCGCUUCUCCUCCCAGAUCCACAACAAUGGCCGCGCAGACUUCCGCCCCAAGGCUGGCCGGCACUCCUGGGUCUGGCACGAGUGCCACCGGCACUACCACAGCAUGGACAUCUUCACCCACUACGACAUCCUGACCCCCAACGGCACCAAGGUGGCGGAGGGACACAAGGCCAGCUUCUGCCUUGAGGACACGGAGUGCGAGGAAGACGUGGCCAAGCGGUACGAGUGUGCCAACUUCGGGGAGCAGGGCAUCACCGUGGGCUGCUGGGACCUGUACAGGCAUGACAUCGACUGCCAGUGGAUCGACAUCACUGAUGUCAAGCCAGGCAACUACAUCCUGCAGGUCGUGAUCAACCCCAACUUCGAGGUGGCAGAGAGUGACUUCACCAACAAUGCCAUGAAAUGCAACUGCAAGUACGACGGGCACCGCAUCUGGGUGCACAGCUGCCACAUCGGCGAUGCGCUCAGCGAGGAGGCCAACAAGCGGUUUGAGCAGUACCCGGGUCAGCUCAACAACCAGAUUUCAUAGGGCCCUGGCCCCCGGGAGAUGGGCAUCUCCCUCCCUCACCCUGCACGGGUGGGAGGAAGCUGCUGGGGGGCCGGCGGGGAGGCCUCAUGCCCGGUACCACUGCCACCGAGUCCUGCCGGGGACUGCUUAGGACUCACUGUCACCAGCUGCCCUUCCCCACCUCGGGGAGCUGGUGCUGGAGCACUGCGCACCGGCACCUCCCAGCCUGGGGCCACCGCCCCGACCACUGGCCAGAAGACUCCGUGCCCAUGUCCCCUGGGCUGUGGCACAUGGAUUAUGGUCCCAGAGGUCCUGUACCCUCCACCAUGCCCUGCUCUGCACCCAGCCUCUGCCAUCCCAGCUGCACCCCACCUCCUGCUCCCCCAUUCAGCCCUGGUUCCUCUCACCCUACAGCCCUCCCUAGGGCUCUGCUCUCAGCCAGCCCCAGGACUUACUGCCCCCACACAGGGACCUGCACCCCCACACGGCCCCAGCCGAGGCCCAGCGAGCCCCUGGUCCCCUGGGAGCUCCUGGUCCCCUGGGGAUGGUGUGGCUGCCACUGCCCUGCCAGCACUGCCUCCAGCUGCCCGGCAGUGGCUCCCACACCCAUCUCUUAGUUGUAAUUUUAUUUUCUCUAUAAAGUUGUCAGUUCUAUUUC